CUGAAGAGCUCUGAUUCCGUACUCCGAUAACGACGAGCGUAGAUUGAAAUGGAUCGUUGGGUUGGAAAAGUAGCCGUGGUAACGGGAGCUAGCUCGGGAAUCGGUGCUGCCACCGUACUGGAACUGGCCAAGGCCGGCAUGAUAACGGUUGGUUUGGCCAGAAGAAUCGAAAGGGUGCAGGCCUUGGCGGAACAACUGCCGGAAGAAGCUGCCGCACGGCUGCAUGCCUUCAAGUGUGAUGUGUCCCAGGAGAAAGACAUUUUGGCUGCGUUUAUUUACGUAGAGCAGCAGUUCGGUGGAGUUGAUGUUCUGGUGAAUAACGCCGGAAUAUACGAGAAGGUGAAUCUGCUGGCAGAAAAUAAUACUGCCACCUUACGGCAGUCGAUGGAUAUAAAUGUAUUGGGAUUGACCUUGUGCAGUAGGGAAGCCGUCCAAUCAAUGAAGAAGCGUUCCGUUGAUGGACAUAUCGUUCAUAUCAACAGCAUCGAGGGGCACUUUGUGCCAUGCUACCCGGGUGCAAAUUUGUACCCGGCAAGUAAGCAUGCCGUUACGGCGAUUACGGAAACUAUGAGGCAUGAGCUGCGGGAUGCUGGAACCAAGAUCAAAGUCACGAGCAUAAGUCCGGGACUGGUCCAAACUCCCAUGUUAGAUCUUUGUGAUACCUAUAACAAUCUGGAGACAGCUACAAUGCCUAUGUUGCAACCGGUAGAUAUCGCCGAAGCCAUACUGUAUGUGUUGGGUACUCCAUCGCGUGUGCAAGUUCACGAAUUGACCAUUAAACCAGUAGGAGAGCCUGUGUAAUGGUGUUGAAUUACUAACAAACUUGAAUUCAAGCAUAGAAUAAUAUUUUUUAAAUAUU
Molecule: messenger RNA, 859 nt
Organism: Uranotaenia lowii
Lineage: Eukaryota; Metazoa; Arthropoda; Insecta; Diptera; Culicidae
Product: farnesol dehydrogenase-like
Exons: 2
Coding region: 49-801 (250 amino acids)
Source: RefSeq, a predicted model, not a curated record